CACGCGCGAUCUUGUCUUCAACCUUGGACCCUCCCAGGGCAACACCAAGCUUUCCUUUCGUUCUCCUGACGGCGUAGCUGCCAGCAGAACAUCCCUUCUUGUCACUCUUUUCAUUGGCAUAGGCCAUAUUUUUAUUUUUCUUUUCUUUUCCUUCUUUCCCUCGAAUCAGUUUCUCCCUUCCUGGCAUCACCGAGUCCAAUCUCGGGUUGUCCAAAAUGACGUCCAAAUACAAGGACAAGGACGGCGACGUUGUCCUCACCUUCAAUGCUCAAUGGGUGGCUUGGGCCCACACCAUCUCGGCAUACACGGCGUUCAUCGGCGCCUUCGUCGUCGGCGUCGCCCUCCAUUAUCACAAGAUUGUCCAAAAUGAGUGGUUCGGAUACCCCGAAGAAUGGUUCCCCUCGGUAUCGGCAACCAUUGGCGACCGAUACCCCGAGCGGUCUGUCUUUAUGGUUUGGAUCGCCAUCACAUCCGGUCCCCGGUUCGCCCUCGUCGGUCUAUGGUACCUCCUCACCCGGAAACCCGGCCAGAGGCUGCCCGGGUUCGUGUUCGCCAUGGGCAUUCUCCGGACUCUGACGUGCGGCGGCUUCACGUACGUCACCUCCACCGACGACCAUGACUGGCACGACAUCUUCAUGAUCUGCUACAUCAUCGCCACGUUGCCCUGGACUCUGGGCUGCAUUGCCCUGAGCCCUCCGAACCCCAGGGCCAUCCGGUACCGCAAGAUCAUCGCGAGCUCCUUCUUCGGCACCCUCGUGCCCCUCAUCUACUUCUUCAUUCAGCAUAAAGUGCAUCGGGUACCCGGAGCCUAUACCAUCUAUGCUUUCUUCGAAUGGGCGCUUAUUCUCUUCGACGUUGCCUUUGACACGGUUGCAAUUAUUGACUUUGACACUUUUGAAGUGGUAAUCAAGGAUGUCAAGGGCUCGAGCAAGGGGUACGUUCAAUGGCUUCCGAAAUAUGAGAACCGAUCGACUGUCCCUUCCGCCGUUAUCGAAAAAGAGAAAGCAAAGGCGACCGGUGGCAUCUUCGCCGUCCACUUCACCUGGAGCGAAGCCCUCGACACGGCUGCCGAGGUCUACCAUGGCUUUAUCUUCUGGUCUCUGCUCACGAGCCUCGGGGUUACCGUCUGGUAUUUCCCUCUGUGGCACAUGGGCAUUUCCGGCUACGAGGCGUUGGUCAUGUGCACGAUUGCUCCCUCCUUGCUCGCCAUCAAGCCUCUUCGCCGCCUAGUCGUGUCGAACCAGCGCCUGGUUCAUCUGCUCUCGAUGGUGGGCAUGGUAGCGUACAAGAUCGACAGCCCCGUCAAACGUCUCUUCGCGGUCUCUUUCGGGCUCUCCAUGUCUUGCCUCGGCUGGGCCGCCACGCUCUUCGGAGAAUCGGUUCACGAGGGCCGGCUCGAGUCGAAGGUCCUGGCGUGGGCGAUCGGCCUCAUCCUAUCCUCCACUCUCAAGUUCGCUUGGUACACCAACAACCCCGUGUGGCCCAUCAUGCAUGCCGCUAACGGCGGUUGGAAUGGAAUCGGCGGUAUUCUGGCCGUCCUGGCCGUGUUCCGCUUCACGCGCAAGGGAUCCCUGACGAGCGGAGAGGCCGGCGCGGACUCGCAACGCGGCGGCUCUUCGGUGCUGGCCGCUUGUGGCUUCGGCGGUCUGCUCUUCGGCCUGCACUCCCUCUUGUCGGACACGAGCACCAUGAUCCUCUGGGUCUGGGAGGGCUAUCCGAUUCGUGGGCCGACUGCGAACACGUUCGGCUGGAUGACCGCUAUCGCCAUGACCGUGGGCGUCCUCGUCGGGCUCUACCGGCCUUCGCUCACGACGACUUGGACGGCGUAUGGUAUUGGGUGUGUUGGAGCGGCCGUCGUGACCUUCUACCACAACUGGUUCGGUUACUCCGGAGCGCUGGCCAUCGCCGUCUACCUGAUGGCGCUAUCGGUGCCUUUCCUCUCCAACGCUUCGAAGAGGAACCCGGCGGUCGUGUUCGGCCUGGGCUUCUUCAUCUACAACUUUAUGGUUCUCUUCCACGUCUGGGUCGUCGCCUACGCUUUUGUUCCGGGCGGACCCCUCGUCCGGGAACACACCGACUGGGUGAUGGCGACGAUGAUGCUGCUUAUCGGAUGUGGCGUCCUCGAUCUGAUCUCGACGACCAAGUCCCCCCGGCGCAAGACGCAGCGCCCGUCGGCUUCGACGUCGCAGCGGAGGAAAUUCCACACGGUGGCCGUCGGACUCGUCAACGUGUUCUUCCUGGCAGCGGCAUUCAUGCGGUUCCCGGCGAAUGACUACAAGCCCUACCACCCGGAGGACCGACUCAUUACGGCGGGCAUGUGGACCAUUCAUUUCUCGCUCGACAACGACAUGUGGUCGUCCGAGUACCGUCUGCGGGAUCUGAUCAAGGAGAUGGAGCUGGACGUGAUCGGUCUGGUGGAGUCGGACAAUCAGCGGAUCAUCAUGGGCAACCGCGACUCGACGCAGUUCCUGGCGGAAGACCUGGGCAUGUACGUCGACUACGGUCCGGGCCCCGACAAGCACACGUGGGGCUCGGCGCUGCUCUCCAAGUUCCCGAUCCUCCGGUCGGAGCACCACCUGCUCCCGUCGCCGGUGGGCGAGCUGGCGCCGGCCAUCUGGGCGACGUUGGACGUGUACGGGCGGGAGGUGGACGUGUUCGUGUUCCACUCGGGGCAGGAGGAGGACCCGGAGGACCGACGGCUGCAGGCCGAGUACAUGUCGCGGCUGAUGGGGUCGACGACCCGGCCGGCCAUCCUGCUGAGCUACCUGGUGACGAAGCCGCUGCGGGGCAACUACAACACGUACGUGAGCGCCGAGUCGGGGAUGCACGACAUCGACCCGAGCGACUGGGACCGGUGGUGCGAGUACAUCCUGUACAAGCGGCUCCAGCGGGUGGGCUACGCGCGGGUCAGCCGCAGCACCAUCACGGACACGGAGCUCCAGGUGGGCAAGUUUGUGGUGCCGGAGACGGAGGAGAGGAGCGACGCCAUCGAGGCGCUGGACGAGACGGCGCGCGACCGGCGGGUGGAAGAGGGGGAGGUGCCGGUCGGGUGGCGGUUCCCUGCGAUGUUCCGUGGGCAGGGCGUUCGUGGACACCGGUACCAUGUGUUCAACGAGCCCCGAUACUACAACCACUAAAGCGGGAGCUUUACAAUAUUUUUCCGCUCUGUAGAGAUAAAUGGACAAGGAGAGUGAGGAGAGGAGCCUUUACUUUUUUACACGAAUGGAACGGCAUGGGAUGGAAAAG
This is a messenger RNA of Sodiomyces alkalinus F11, 3246 nucleotides long. RefSeq names its product calcofluor white hypersensitive protein. Gene Ontology annotation, biological process: fungal-type cell wall organization; GPI anchor biosynthetic process. The coding region runs from base 216 to 3137 and encodes 973 amino acids. The transcript has 5 exons. Gene Ontology annotation, cellular component: endoplasmic reticulum. NCBI's taxonomy places the organism in Eukaryota, Fungi, Ascomycota, Sordariomycetes, Glomerellales, Plectosphaerellaceae. The record is from RefSeq and is a predicted model, not a curated record.